Molecule: messenger RNA, 2665 nt
Organism: Arvicola amphibius (Eurasian water vole)
Lineage: Eukaryota; Metazoa; Chordata; Mammalia; Rodentia; Cricetidae
Gene: Ap3m1
Product: adaptor related protein complex 3 subunit mu 1
Exons: 9
Coding region: 335-1591 (418 amino acids)
Biological process (GO): endocytosis; intracellular protein transport
Cellular component (GO): clathrin adaptor complex; cytoplasmic vesicle
Source: RefSeq, a predicted model, not a curated record
GGACCUCGAUUACUACGGAAAGGGACCCCGAACGGAGUUAGGCUGCGGGCGCGUGCCUGCGCUCAGGGAGUGCCGACCUCCCUGCUCUUCCAGACCCUGAGUGAUGUAGACGAUUCAGAUCCAAACCUCUGGAGACACCGUUUAUCUCACUGAGCGCCUUUUCGCCCCUUAUAUCUUCCUAGUCCUGCUGACUUCCUUGGCGUCUCUGAGGCUGCUAGUCAGGCAGUCUGUUGGGCACUCCAAGCGCGGGGUCCUCGCCGCUUUCUCUGCUGCUUCAGCUUCGGUCCAGAGAGGACCCGGCACCGAAUCACUGACUCGCCCUGGUGUCAGGAAAAUGAUCCACAGUCUAUUUCUCAUCAACUGCUCUGGCGACAUAUUUCUAGAAAAACACUGGAAGAGCGUGGUAAGCCAGUCUGUCUGUGACUAUUUCUUUGAAGCUCAGGAGAAAGCUGCGGAUGUUGAAAAUGUCCCACCUGUCAUUUCAACACCUCACCACUACCUCAUUAGUAUCUACCGGGAUAAGCUCUUCUUUGUGUCUGUCAUACAGACGGAAGUGCCACCUCUCUUUGUAAUUGAGUUUCUGCAUCGAGUUGCUGACACUUUUCAGGACUACUUUGGUGAGUGUUCAGAGGCUGCAAUUAAGGAUAAUGUGGUCAUAGUGUAUGAGCUCUUGGAAGAAAUGUUAGACAAUGGAUUCCCACUGGCUACUGAAUCUAACAUUUUGAAAGAACUAAUUAAACCACCAACAAUUCUACGUUCCGUCGUCAAUUCUAUCACAGGCAGUAGUAAUGUUGGGGACACACUCCCCACCGGGCAGCUAUCCAACAUCCCAUGGCGUCGAGCAGGAGUAAAGUACACAAACAAUGAAGCCUAUUUUGAUGUAGUUGAAGAAAUAGAUGCAAUUAUAGAUAAAUCAGGAUCUACAGUCUUCGCAGAAAUUCAAGGGGUCAUUGAUGCUUGCAUUAAGCUCUCUGGAAUGCCUGAUCUCUCGCUCUCUUUCAUGAAUCCAAGACUUCUAGAUGAUGUCAGCUUCCACCCGUGCAUCCGGUUCAAACGUUGGGAAUCAGAAAGAGUUUUGUCAUUUAUUCCUCCGGAUGGGAAUUUCCGACUCAUAUCAUACCGUGUCAGCUCACAGAAUCUAGUGGCAAUACCAGUGUAUGUGAAACACAGUAUCAGUUUUAAGGAAAACAGCUCUUGUGGCAGAUUUGAUGUAACGAUUGGACCAAAACAGAAUAUGGGAAAAACUAUUGAAGGAAUCACAGUGACUGUUCACAUGCCAAAAGUUGUGCUGAACAUGAACCUGACACCAACACAAGGCAGCUAUACAUUUGAUCCAGUAACCAAGGUACUAGUAUGGGAUGUGGGGAAAAUUGCUCCACAGAAGCUCCCAAGUCUUAAAGGACUGGUAAAUUUGCAGUCAGGUGCUCCCAAGCCAGAAGAGAACCCCAGCCUCAACAUACAGUUCAAGAUCCAGCAGCUUGCUAUUUCAGGCUUAAAAGUGAACCGCUUGGACAUGUAUGGGGAGAAAUAUAAGCCAUUUAAAGGAGUCAAAUAUGUCACAAAAGCUGGGAAGUUUCAAGUGAGGACAUGAGAAGAAGCCAAAAUUCCUCAAGAUGUUUGUUUUCAAGUGUCAUUACAAUUUAUUACUCUUAGGUACCCAGUGGGUGGGAAUACAUAUAAAGCAUUUGUGUCCGGCUACGCUGCUAACAGAGUUGCUUAGUAUCAAUGUAGGGUUCUUAAGGAGCUUUAAGCUAAGGAAGUUUUCUAAAGACUUAGCUUAUUUUGUAUCUUUUCACUUAGGAAAAGAUUUAGAUUUCUUCCAAGGGGGCUACCAGCUGAGUGCCGCACAUUGUAACAGUAAAGGCAGAGGGCUGCCUCAGCCUCUCUCCUAAAGCCAGUGCUGUGGUCUCCUCCACCAGCAGAACUGGUGUGCGUCGGGUGCAACGAAGUGUCACACCUUCUGAUCUUAGCCAUCUAAAUCAGUGUCUGUCCCACCAGAGGAGAUCACCCCACCCCACGAAGUUUACAGAAAACUGCCUCUUCCAGUGUUCGCCUUACUCAGCCUUUCACUUGUGCCAUUAAGCAAGCACUGUAGCAAAAGCCACUUUCACAUGGCCCUGGCAAGGAGCACUGCUGCUCCGUGCUCCAUUCUCACUGUACUUGGUAUUCUAUUUUUUAUAAAUAAGAUUUUUAUGUAAAGCUCAGAUUUUGAUUUACAAGGACCUUGCUGCAGUAGAUACACCAUCAGCUGCUAGAUAGACAGUCAACAUCAUUUGCAUCAAAGGGGCAAAUACUUCAUUAAGAUAAUAAAAGGGAACACUACUUUUGCUUAUAGGAAGUUAUUGCAGGACAAGUGUUUGUGCUUUUAAACAAAUUAAAGUAGUAAAAGAGAAAAUUAAGCAAAACCUUGCCAUUUUCAUGUUUUAGUAAAGCUUUAUCUAAUACCACUGUAACCUAGUUAGCCUCAAAGUCUCGUGUCAGUUCAGCAAGCAGAGACAAGUGUGUCUGCUUCACUACUGCUGUUCUUCUCGUCUCAGCCUUUUGUCUUUCUGUGCUUAAAUGGCUGGAUUUACCUGUAUGCCCUGUAUUUGGAGGAGCUCCUUUAAGGCCACUGUGAUAGGCACCUUUCCUAAACGUCCCACCUUGUCAAAAUGCGACUGAAGCA